UUUGUUUCAAAACCACAAAACAGGCCGCCUGCAGGCACAUACUACAGGAAAGAAGACCAAGCUGAUGCAUUUAUUUUGAAUCUACUUGGCUCUUACACAAAUCACUGACUGCAACAGCUAUUGCAUAUCAUACUGCCAGACACAUCCGCGCCUUCCUUAUUUCCGCUUUUUCACACGUAGAAACUACAAUGGCAGUCUAAAAGGCUUAUACAUUUUUUAACAAAUAAUUACUUCCUUAUACUCAACGAGUCACAGGGCCUAGCCCCUUGUGUGUCAGUCAAACCACAACGCGCUGGUUCUUGUGUAUUGUCUGACUUUGCUCCACCUGUUUCACGUGGAUGUAGGUAGUUCAAAAAUGGAGGCUAUGUGAUUUUUUUUUCUCCUCUUGUAGAUGUCUCUCAGCAGCCCCAUCGCUCAUCCCCCCCAGUACCUUAAAGAGAAAGCACGCAGUGCAUCUGUUCCUCUGUCAUUGACGUCAGAGGGUGGGCACCUGACCGAGUAACGACCAACCAGAUGCUCGUCGAGCUUCUGCAAUCUUUCAUCAACUGGCUUCUUCCUCCACCACAAAACACCCAUUUAGAAACCAAGCACAAAGACGGAUUUUGAAAGCCUGUCUUUUGUCAUUUUAGAAAAUAUCACUAAGUAUCACUUCAUGUUCUCUCGUCGGGUUAGUUGUGCUUUUUAAUACUUUUUCGGUGGAAACAGUGGAUUCGGCAUGGUGAAUAUUUUGGAAACACUGGAGAAAACCUACUAAGAGGAUACUACUGUAUAUAUUUGUUAAGGGGCUGAAUUCGGAGCUGUCAUAUUUUUAAAGCCCUUUUAUGGUAUUUAGCCUUACGACUGGUCAUUUUCUUUUAAUUGGGUUUACUGUGGAAAAGCUGCUAUGGAUUUAAAUAGCAGCUGUGGGGGUGGGAGCAGUGACCACAAGCAACUGGAGGAAAGCAAGCCAUUACUGGCUGAAAUGUCUGCUUCUGAGGGGAAUAAAAUGGGGCCUGCGUCUUGUAGGAGGACCUUGCAACACUGCAAUGGGAUGAGGUAUAAAUUACUGCAGGAAGGGGAUAUCCAGGUUUGUGUCAUCAGGCACCCCAGGACCUUUCUGAGCAAGAUCCUUAGCUCCAAAUUCUUGAGGAGGUGGGAGCCACACCAUCUGACCCUUACGGAUAAUAGUCUGGCAUCUGCUACCCCAACUGGGUAUAUGGAGACGCCAAUUUCAUACAGUGCUAUUGAAGAUGUUCAGCCGUUGUCCUGGGAAAAUGCACCCAAAUACUGUUUACAGCUUACAAUUCCAGGUGGCACAAUUUUACUGCAGGCUGCUAACAGUUAUCUGAGGGAUCAAUGGUUUCACUCUUUACAGUGGAAGAAAAAGAUUUACAAAUAUAAGAAAGUGCUCAGUAAUCCAGGUCGCUGGGAGGUAAUCCUGAAAGAGAUUCGUACACUGGUGGACAUGGCAUUAACCUCUCCACUGCAAGAUGAUUCCAUCCAUCAGGCACCUCUAGAAAUUGUCUCAAAGCUCCUUUCUGAGAACACGAAUUUAGCAACUCAGGAACAUGAAAACAUUAUUGUGGCAAUCGCACCAUUGCUGGAAAACAAUCACCCUCCUCCUGAUCUCUGUGAAUUCUUUUGCAAGCAUUGCAGAGAACGCCCACGUUCUAUGGUUGUAAUAGAAGUGUUCACACCUGUGGUGCAAAGAAUCCUCAAACAUAACAUGGAUUUUGGAAAAUGUCCCCGGUUAAGACUUUUUACUCAGGAGUACAUUUUGGCACUGAAUGAACUGAAUGCGGGAAUGGAAGUGGUGAAGAAGUUUAUUCACAGUAUGCAUGGCCCAACUGGACAGUGCCCUCAUCCAAGAGUUCUACCAAAUCUUGUAGCUGUAUGCCUAGCUGCUAUUUAUUCCUGCUAUGAAGAAUAUAUCAACAGUAGAGACAAUUCACCAAGCCUGAAAGAAAUUCGUAAUGGUUGCCAACAGCAGUGUGAUAGAAAGCCAAACCUACCACUUCGGCUUCUGCACACAAGUCCAGACCUGAUGUCUCAAGAGACCCCAUCAGUGGAGCCAAGGAUCAUUUCUCUUAUAGUCAACUCUAGUGAGAUUCAUGUAGAAGUUGAACGCAACAAUUCAGCCAAUCAGAAACUGAAAGCAACCACUGGCAAUGAUAGUGAACCUAAUCUGAUUGACUGUCUAUUGGUCAGCCCCACAUGCAGCACUAUGAACAUUGAACUGAGCCCCCAAGCUGAAAGGGUGUUGGGCUGCUUUGUGGAAAUUCUCAAAAUGCUCUCAGAUUAUGAUGACUGGAGACCAGCGUUGGCCAGCCUUCUCCAACCUAUUCCAUUCCCAAAAGAGGAAUUGAAAUACGUCAUUCAGAGGUUUGCAGAAGAUCCAAGGCAAGAGGUCCAUUCCUGUCUGUUAAGUGUACGUGCUGGGAAGGAUGGCUGGUUUCAGCUUUACAGUCCUGGUGGAGUCGCUUGUGAUGAUGAUGGGGAACUGUUUGCCAGCAUGGUUCACAUCUUAAUGGGAUCUUGUUAUAAAACAAAGAAAUUCUUGCUUUCUUUGGCUGAAAACAAGCUGGGGCCUUGUAUGCUACUUGCACUGAGAGGUAACCAGACUAUGAUAGAGAUCUUGUGUUUGAUGCUGGAAUACAACAUCAUAGAAAACAAUGACACACAGCUUCAAAUCAUCUCUACCUUGGAGAGCACAGAUGUGGGAAAACGAAUGUAUGAACAACUAUGUGAUAGACAGAGAGAGCUGAAAGAGCUGCAAAGAAAAGGUGGACCCACCAGGCUAACACUGCCAUCCAAAUCUACUGAUGCUGACUUGGCCCGAUUACUUAGCUCAGGAUCAUUUGGAAACUUGGAAAAUCUCAGCCUGGCCUUCACUAAUGUCACAAGUAUAUGUGCAGAACAGCUUAUUAAGUUACCUUCACUUAAGCAGCUAAACCUAUGGUCAACUCAGUUUGGAGAUGCUGGCCUACGGCUUCUGUCAGAGCAUCUAACAUCACUACAAGUUCUUAACCUGUGCGAAACCCCUGUCACAGAUGCUGGAUUGUUGGCACUCAGCUCUAUGAAGAGUCUCUGUAGUUUAAAUAUGAACAGUACUAAACUUUCAGCAGACACCUAUGAAGACUUAAAGGCAAAGUUGCCAAAUCUUAAGGAAGUGGAUGUUCGUUAUACUGAGGCAUGGUGAACUCCUUUUCUCCAUCAGACCAAAAAGAAAAAUCGAAAACGUAAUCUUUUACAUAGAAACAAAACAUCGUUGUGGACUAGUACUGUAAGAACAGUGAUUUCUGGAGAUUGCAAGAUCCAGCAAGGGGUUGGUUUCAGGACUUGAGUCAUUUUGACAGACAAGCCAGACCCCUUCUUGGCAUUAACUCUGCUUCACGGUUUAAGGAGAGAAAAAAUAUUUUCCAAAUGACACUUUGUAGCAACAAAAGGACUGCAGGUUGGGGUGGAUGGGCUAGGGAAUAAAACUUCUGUGAAUUUUAUUUGCCUUUGUGUUUAUGCUGUGUGAAAAACAAAAAUCAAAGACUAUAUGUGACAUUCUCUUGUUUUAAUUUGGUCUGAAUGGGUUGAGCCAUUCACAAGCUUCUAUUUUCCUCUUUUGCUGGAAAAAUAUUUGCUGUCAAGAGAAGGCUAAAAGGUCACUUUCAGCACCCAGUGUACUAGCUCUUGUUAUGCAAAGUAAAUUUUUGUACAUAUGAUAUAUAGAUAUAUAUAUAUAUAAAUAUAUAAAAACACUCUUAUUUAAAAAAAUUGCUCACAAUUGUCAGGUCUGGGACCUGUCUCUUAUUUAUGAAUUGUUCUACCCUUUUAUUGAGUAUUGUAGUAUAUACAGUAGCUGCAUUGUUCACUGUGUGGGUCUUUUAUCAAAGUAUAAGAAUGAAAAUGAUAGCACAGGAAUCAGGUAGCUUACCAAAAGUACUCCUCUGAAAAUCCAUAUCUGCCCAAAUGUGUGUUCACAAAUGUGCCAUGUUUUAAUUGUCAUCACAGAAAGUAAACAAGGGAACAUGGUAGUGACAGUUGUGAACAACAAAGAGAAUUUGUAUGACUUCAUUCCGUAAAAAAAACAAUUCUCGGUUUCUUAGUUUAUGCUCGUGAAAUUUCAUUAUUUACUGUCUGUUGGAGAGGCUUCAUAAAUAGAUUUGUAAAUUUUGUCUCUUGUUUAAUGUCUUUUAAUUGUUUGCUCUUUUAUGUGCAUAGCUUCUUCAUGCAUGUACCUCAUGCAUGAUGGUGCCCAUGGGAGAAGAAAACAAAUUGUUUAACCCUCUUGCGCUACUGUGCGCAGCCUUACUGUAAAUGUGACCACUACCAUAACCCCCCAUUAACUGCUGGAUGAAAAUUGAAUAAUAUGCUUUCAUUAUAAAUUUUGUGCUGCUUUUUUCAGGAGCCUUUACUGUACAGAGAAGUUGUCAUUUUCUGUUUAAGCACAGUUACUGUAGUCUUUUGGCACCUCAGUUAACAGAGACUACCAUUUUUUUUGUGUUUGUAUAUUUAACUUUGUUCAACGGUGGCCAAGCCUUUGUUGUUUUAUACCAUGUUGCUAGAUGGACUUUAUUCCCCUUGUAAGAUUUUUUUUAAUGGAUGGUUAUGUCUUAAUUCUGUUAGCGUGCCAGAAAUUCUGCAUCAUAUCUCAGGCUGCACUGUGAUGCAGUUGUGAGAAAUUUUUAUUUUAUUCUACCUUUUUUGUGGAAAAAUUAAAAAUGCCAUUUUUCUCAUAGCACUGUUGCUUUUAUUGAUUGUUUACUACUACUACUGUUCAUUAGCUGUUGUAUAAAGAGAUGUCAAAUAAUUUCAGGCAAAAUAAACAGUAAGUGAAUAUCUUUCA
Messenger RNA from Protopterus annectens (West African lungfish), 4816 nucleotides. RefSeq names its product c-Maf inducing protein (gene CMIP). Gene Ontology annotation, cellular component: nucleoplasm; cytosol. Lineage: Eukaryota; Metazoa; Chordata; Ceratodontiformes; Protopteridae. The record is from RefSeq and is a predicted model, not a curated record.